This is a messenger RNA of Girardinichthys multiradiatus, 1730 nucleotides long. RefSeq lists its product as uncharacterized. The record is from RefSeq and is a predicted model, not a curated record. The transcript has 10 exons. The coding region runs from base 390 to 1730 and encodes 446 amino acids. NCBI's taxonomy places the organism in Eukaryota, Metazoa, Chordata, Actinopteri, Cyprinodontiformes, Goodeidae.
ACCUAAUUUUCUUUUCAAGGUGCACAUCUGUCUCCGUUGUGCAUGUAGGCCUACAUAAAAUCUAUCUUUUCAUUUUAAACGUUUUAAUUAUGGUUUAUGUGAAGAUAUGGAGUCAGGAGAGAUAAAGAGAAAGGAAAAAGGCAGACAACUGGAUGGCAGAAAGGAAGAAUAGAGUUAGGAAGAGGUCAGAGAACAUAAAGAUGAAGAUCAAUUGGUUGAGGGAAGGUCAAAGAACUAGAUGAGUUUCUUGCCCACAUUUCACUAAGCCAGUCAACCAGAUUCAAAAUGUAUUGUUCUUAUCCAAAUAUACUCUGAGAUUAGAUGUCAAGCUAGAUUUUAUUUUAGAAAGUACCAUUUCAUAUAUAUUCAUGUAUACAGUGACUUGAUUGAUGAAUAUAUGUAUUUUCACAGUCAUGAAUAGUCAUGAUGCUCAACACUCGAAGAGAGACAAAAACGUACAAGGAGAGGCUGAGAAUACGUCCUCAUCAACAGGAAGCAAUGCAGUGACUCCUGAACUCACUCUUGUGUUAAUUGGAAACAAAGAUUCCAUUGAGAUUGGAUCAAAAAACAUCUUACUUGACCAUGACAAGGAGAUACAUGUGAAAGAGUUUUCAUCCAGACUAUAUGACCUCUUUGCUCGUCAGAUCUCAUUAAUUAACAUGCUCGGGUUUCCAAAUAUUGAAAAAGUUCCAGUAAUUAAAGACGAUCAUGCCUUUAUCUUACUGAUAUCAAAUGGACUGCAUGACAGCCAAUACACUUCUGGAAUGCAGUGGUUAGAAAGGAAAAUUGGGAAGGAGCACAGUUCUUAUGUAAUGACAGUUAUGACUCAUGACUCAGAUGACAUUUGUGAAAGUGCACUUCAGGACCUGAAAGCAAAGAGCAGUUUUUCUGAAAAAAGAUACCAUACAUGUACAAGAAGUAUGAUGGAUGAAAAUGAGAUAAUAGCUCUUUUGGAAAAGAUAGAUGACAUGGUCUCUGAAAAUAGACAGAUGACUGAAGGACAAGAAGCCCAUCAUGAAGCAUUAAGGACAGUUAAAGAGACAGAGACUGAUAAUACAUUUGAGGAUGCUGUUGAAGACUUCAAGAAGGAUGACAACUGCAAAGCCAGACAGGCAGAAGUCAGUCCUGGACAAUAUCAACCAACAGACAAAGGACAAAGGAAGAAGGGUGAAACUAAAUUAAAGACAACUCUUGGUGAAGACUCAGAGAUGAAUGAUGACAGCCGAGAACUGCACAAGGAAGGACAAAAGAAGGAAGGCGGAAUGGAUAUUAGCAAGGAAAAUGUUGGUGGUAAAGGCUCAGAAAUUAAUAAUAAACACACAGGAGAAAAGUCUGAAAUCAACACUGCUUCAUGUGAACUAAGCCAGGAAAGUAACAUUUUACAACAUCCAUCCACACCACCACCCACCCACUCCGGUGACAAUGUGGAUGAGAACAAAGAAAAGCCAUUAUGCAACUCUUCUGAGGAAAAAAGAAAAAUAUCACCACAAGAGCCCGAAAUGCUGUUUAAAAGACUUAAACUUCAGGACAAAUGUCAGACAAAGUGGUCACCAAAAGAAUUUAUCCAAAUAGGUCGACCUGUAAAACAGACUAAUGAAAUAUCUGAGAAAGAUCUAGCUUAUGCUUUUCUUCAGAGGUUAAUGAUGUUAGAUCAUAGAGCCAGAUACAUCCCUGUGAAGCAAAAAAGUUGGAUGCAAGCAAUUCACAGGCUGUUCAUAUGUCCAAAGUGA